AUGGAGGAAGCUCGGGCAAUGCUGGAUGCCCUCAUGGGCCCCAGCCGCAACCAGGACCAGGCCACCAAGGACACCGAGACACCAGACUUUGCGGACGAAAAGGUUUGCAAGAACUUUUUGGUUGGUUUCUGCCCUCACGACUGGUUCACCACGUCCAGGCGCAAGAUGCCUCCCUGCAAUAAGAUCCACUCGGAGGUUCUCCGCGACACGUUUGAGGCCCAUCCCGAGGUUGCUAAAUAUCGGCGCGCGUUCGAGGAGCAGUUUCUGAAGUACCUGGCAAAAGUCACACGUGAGUGCGACAUGUUCAUCGGUCGGGAGAAGAUUAAAUGCAGGCCAAAAGGUUCGGGAGGCGUAACCACGCGAAUGCCACCGGACGUGCAAGAAAAGUACGAUGCCUUGCAGAAGGAGCACCAGAAAUUGGUGAAGGGGGCUGAGGAGACGGCUGAUGAGUCUCUCAGCCGAAGUGAGGAGCUGACCAGGCAGGCUCUCGAGGUGGAGCAGGAGCUGAAUGAUUAUCAGAAGCGCUACCGAUUUGAGUUCCCUGGUGAAGAGGUUUGUGAGGUGUGUGGUGUUCGCUACGCUUCGCAAGCAGCGGACAAUCCAGAUUGGCACGAGCGUGCUUCGCACCUCAAUGGCAAGAUGCACCAUGGCUGGUUGCAGAUUCGGCAGAAGUUGCAGGAGCUGAAAGAGAAAGAGCGCCUGUGGGAGCGCGAGGAUUAUCGAGAGGAGCAGAAGGCGAACGGCAAGGCGAAGAAGCCGAAGCGGGGCAAGACGACUUCCAGUGAUCGACAGCGCUCCAAGGCGAAGCGCUCGCGUAGCCGAAGGAAUGCAAGGCACAAGAAUCGGAACUCCAGGGAUCCAAGUGAGAAGAAGAAGAAAGCCAGGAGGUUACAGCUUCACAGCCAGGCGGAAGAGAGGGAGACUGCUCUGACUGCCCGCCAGGAGAUGUUGCAACGAGAGCAUCAGAAGGUGUGGGAAGAUCUGCAGCAGUACCGGCAAAAACACAACGACAAGGAGAGAAACUUGCGGGCAUUUGUGCGGCUGGCGCAAGAUGCUUUCUCCAUGGUAACGGAGCUUCAGGAGAGUUUCGUGGAGCAGACUCGCCGAUAUCAGGAGUUGUCACAGCGUGUUCGUGCCCAGCAGCAAGAGAUGCAGCAGGAUAUCUUGGAGGCGGAGCAGGUGGCUGCACUCUCCCUGCAAUGCGCCGGCGAGCUGAAGAGUGUUCUAGGUCACGCGCGUGACAUGAGUUCGGCUGGGGAGGAGCAAUGGAAGCAAGAUGCCCACCGACUGCAAGAGCAGCUGCACAACCUCCACGCGAACCAUCGGGAAGCGGCCAGAACUGUGCGUGAGUUUCGCCAGGCAGAUGAUGCAAGAAAGCAGGAGGAGGAUCGUCGAAGAGAGGAGCAGGCGAAGCAGGCCGAAGAGAGGAAGAAAACGAUGAUGGAGCGCCACGGACUCGUCACCAGCCCUAACAUCAUCAGGCAGAUGGCGCAGGCCAUGGUUGGCAUUGAAGUGGACAAGAUUGACCAGAAAAACAGACGAGAGAAGCGGAAGCUGAGGGUCAUCUGUGAUGUGAAGACUGUACGAGGCAUCGCAGUGAACCAGGUCAAGCUGCAAUGGUCCAAGGCGCCGUACAGGGAGUGGUCGGAGAAGUGCUCCUGCGACCUGUCACAGGUCAUGAGUUUGGGAUAUGCCUUCGCUGCGCGAGCGACCUGGCUCUUCCCGGACCAGGUGUCCCCGCAUCAUUGUUUCUCCCUGCAGACUCCUGCCCGCUCCUUCGACUUCAUCUGCUUCUCCGACAACGAUGUGGAGGCUCUGGUGCUGGUGAUCAGCAGGCUGUGCACCAGGAUCCGCGGCUGGCCCCUCCAUGGCGGCGUAAGCUCCCACGCGAAGUUCACUGCCAUGAAAGGUUGGAGCAAGGUGCAGGCCGCCUGUCGUUCCAACAGGAAUCAGCCCCUCAGCACCUACCUGCGAGAGGCAGCUGAGAAGAUGCCAGCUCGUCCGAGCCAGCUGCCGCGGGUGCCAUCUCCUGACGAAACGGACGAGGAGGAGGAGGAAGAAGAGGAGAUCGACGAGGACUGUGUCGUCCCGCUUGCGCUGUUUCUCUGUUCAUUGGUUUCUCUGCUUUAUUGCCCGAACGAAGUCACGGAGUCAAGAAGUCUAGUUGUGCGAGGAUGA
Molecule: messenger RNA, 2178 nt
Organism: Symbiodinium necroappetens
Lineage: Eukaryota; Dinophyceae; Suessiales; Symbiodiniaceae
Source: the annotation of a GenBank genome assembly